AUGGCUGCAAUACUAAUCUACAAAUACUUCUUCAAGAAAGACAAGGAUGCCGUAGCCCCCACGGGCUCCACCCCAUCGACUUCCGACAACCAGGCUCAGACAUCCAAUCGCCGAUGGAUGAUACUCCUCAGUAUUUCUCUUCUGAUCCCUGUUCUCUUCGAAACCCUGGACUACACAGUUGUCGCCACCGCUCAGACUCACAUAGCCUCCUCCUUUAAUCAGCUCAAUCUGCAGAGCUGGAUUGGGACGGCAUAUCUACUAACGUCCACGGUGUUCCUGCCUCUCUUUGCAUCUGUUGCGGACAUUUGGGGCCGGCACUCGGCUCUUCAGCUGUCGCUGUUUUUCUUUAUGAUUGGGAGUGCGAUUAGCACCGGCAGCAACAACAUGGUCACCAUGCUCGUCGGUCGUGGUGUCGCCGGAGUUGGCGCUGCAGGCUUGCAAGCGGUGGUCAGAAUUAUCAUGGCUGAUUCCCGUUCCUUGGACGCCAACAACUGGCAGCAGUCGAUGCUGUUCCUAUUAUUCGCAAUUGGAUACUGUAUUGGUCCCUUCAUCGGGGGAGAACUAUUGACCAUCUCGUACCGGUGGAUUUUCGCCAUCAACCUACCCGCGUGCGUAGUCGGGAUGGUAUUUGCUUUCUUCAUUCUCCGCAGACGCGCGAAGGGGCCGCAGAGACGGAGCGGGCUCCCCGCCUCGAUGGACGAGACGUUCGUCCAGCAGCUCCUCCGCGUCGACUGGAUUGGCGCGUUCCUGUUCAUGGCAGGCGGUAUCCUCAUCAUGUUGGCAUUGAACUGGGGCUCUACCUACGGCUGGGACUCCGCGCGCGUGGUUGUGUGCUUCGUUAUCGGCGGCCUCAUCUACGUCGCAUUCGUGCUGGUCGAGUGGUUCCUUGAACGGCGAGCGAUGUCAGCAGCCUCCUCGCAGACGACCACUCUGCUUCCUGAGCCGAUGCUCCCGCUAGUGGUUUUCCGCUCACUUGAUAUCUGCCUCAUACAAGCGUCUACGUUUGUUUCGGGCAUGGUUAUGAUUGUCAUCUUUUACUUCGUCGCUACGUUUAUGACCAUUGUCGCUGGUCGCUCUGCCUCGAGCGCGGGCUCGCAGCUGGUCUAUUUCGCGCCCGGCAUGGGUGCUGGCUCCAUUACGCAGAUCUACUGGAUAAAGCGCUUCAGGCAGCCCAAGGCUCCGAUUGUUCUUGGGGGAGUGGUCAUGACCGUGGCGUUGGGUCUGCUUUCGAUGGCCCUCGAGCAAAAUAAAGAGGGCCUGGUUGAUGGGUUCAUGGCAAUGACGGGCGUCGGGGUCGGGCUGUCGAUCGGCGCCCUGGCUGUGCACGCACGUUUCUCGCAGCCUGCAGACAAAGUCGCCAUCGUCUCCGCUCUAUCUCUCUUCUUCCGUGCGCUUGGCGGCACGAUUGGGCUAGCCCAGUGCGGUGCGGUCCUCAACGCAAAAGUAAAAUUGUACCUCGAGGACCUUAUUACGUCCGGCACGAUAUCAGGCGCAGCCGCAGGGCAGCUGUCUCAGGCUUCGGCGUCACUUAGCUCCAUCCAGAGCAUCAACGCACUGCCAUCCGAGCUGCAGUCGUACGUGAAGGACGCCUUCCGGGACGGAACGCGCUGGGCCUUCAUCUCGCUCGUCCCAUGGGCCGCGCUCGCCGCCAUUGGGACGCUGUUCCUCAGCAAAAUUCGAGAUACAGAUCGCGAGCCGGAGGUGCAGGAGGAGAUAUACAUGGAAGUGAAGCAGGACUCUGCCGAAACCCGUGUUCUGCAUUCUCAGCGAGCGUUUGUUUUAGGAAACCCUGCAGAAGAAGAAGUCACAGGAAGAGGAGGCCUGAUGCUGGAGGAGUCCGGGUGGGAGUAUCGCCCGCCUGUGCCGACUUGA
This is a messenger RNA of Fibroporia radiculosa, 1872 nucleotides long. RefSeq lists its product as uncharacterized. Gene Ontology annotation, molecular function: basic amino acid transmembrane transporter activity. Gene Ontology annotation, cellular component: fungal-type vacuole membrane. The record is from RefSeq and is a predicted model, not a curated record. The transcript has 10 exons. NCBI's taxonomy places the organism in Eukaryota, Fungi, Basidiomycota, Agaricomycetes, Polyporales, Fibroporiaceae. Bases 1 to 1872 code for a protein of 623 amino acids. Gene Ontology annotation, biological process: transmembrane transport; basic amino acid transport.